This is a messenger RNA of Myotis myotis, 3565 nucleotides long. It is a transcript of the gene PGBD5, whose product is annotated as piggyBac transposable element derived 5. Gene Ontology annotation, cellular component: nucleus. Gene Ontology annotation, molecular function: transposase activity. The transcript has 8 exons. The record is from RefSeq and is a predicted model, not a curated record. Gene Ontology annotation, biological process: non-replicative DNA transposition. Bases 361 to 2070 code for a protein of 569 amino acids. Lineage: Eukaryota; Metazoa; Chordata; Mammalia; Chiroptera; Vespertilionidae.
UGGCGGCUCGCGCCCGGGAAGGUCGGCAGGCGAGCGCUGGGUACGCGGGGCGGGCGUGGAGACGCGGGAGGCGCUGGAAGACGCAGCCGCGGCGGCAGGAACGGCGGCAGGAGCGGCGGCCCCCGGUCGCAGCCGUCACCCUCGUCUCCCGCCGCGGCCCGCAGCCGGCGGCGCCCCAGCUCCGAGUGCGCUUCCCCGGGCGCGGGGCCCCAGGCGGCCAAGACGGCGGGCCGGCCGGGCGCGGAGCGGCGGGCGCUGUGCUGCCGGCUGCGCUGGUGGGGGGCGGCGGGCCCGGGCCCCGGCGCGUGCGGCCGGGAGGCGCUGCGCGGGGCGGGCGCGCGGGCGGCGGCCGCCGGGGCGAUGGCCGAGGGCGGCGGGGGCGCGCGGCGGAGGGCGCCGGCGCUGCUGGAGGCGGCCCGCGCGCGCUACGAGAGCCUGCACAUCUCGGACGACGUGUUCGGCGAGUCGGGCCCCGACAGCGGCGGCAACCCCUUCUACAGCACCUCGGCCGCCUCGCGCUCCUCCUCGGCCGCCUCCUCGGACGACGACGAGCACGAGCGCCCGGGGCCCCCGCCCUGCGUCCCCGCCGCCGCCGCCGCCGCGCCGGAGCCCGAGGAGGAGGAGGAGGAGGAGGAGGAGGAGGACGGCUCGGGCUGGAGCGCGGCGCUGCGGGACCGCCCGCCCCCGCGCUUCGAGGACACCGGCGGUCGACGCUCAACCACUGAGCCACGCCGACCGGGCUCCCUUACUCUCUGGAUCCGUGUUUCUGAAUUUGCCAGAUUUGUAAGAAGGGUUGUGCAGAGUGAAGCGGGGCCCCUGGUGGUGUGUCCCACCCGGAAGAUGCCCCCCAGCGCCAGCGCCAUGGACUUCUUCCAGCUCUUCGUCCCCGACAACAUGCUCAAGAACAUGGUGGUGCAGACGAACCUGUACGCCAGAAAGUUCCAGGAGCGCUUCGGCAGCGACGGCGCCUGGGCGGACGUGACGCUGGCCGAGAUGAAGGCCUUCCUGGGCUACAUGGUCUCCACCAGCAUCUCCCACUGCGAGUCGGUCCUCAGCAUCUGGAGCGGCGGUUUCUAUAGCAACCGGGGCCUGGCGGGCGUCAUGAGCCAGGCCCGCUUCGAGAAGAUCCUCAAGUACUUCCACGUGGUGGCCUUCCGCUCCAGCCAGGCGACGCACGGCCUCUACAAGGUCCAGCCCUUCCUCGACGCCCUGCAGAGCAGCUUCGACGCGGCCUUCAGGCCCUCCCAGACCCAGGUGCUACACGAACCCCUGAUUGACGAGGACCCCGUGUUCAUCGCCACGUGCACGGAGCGGGAGCUGCGCAAGAGGAAGAAGCGGAAGUUCAGCCUGUGGGUCAGGCAGUGCUCGGCCACCGGCUUCAUCGUCCAGAUCUACGUCCACCUGAAGGAGGGCAUGGGCCCCGACGGGCUGGACGCGCUGAAGAACAAGCCGCAGCUGCACGGCGCGGUGGCCCGGAACCUGUGCCGCAACGCGGCCGGCAAGAACUACAUCGUCUUCACGGGGCCCAGCAUCACCAGCCUGGCGCUGUUCGAGGAGUUUGAAAAGCAAGGGAUCUACUGCUGCGGGCUGCUCAGCUCGCAGAAGAGCGACUGCACGGGGCUGCCGCGGUCCAUGCUCGCCAGCCCCGCCACGCCGCCCGCGCGGGGCCAGCACCGCAUCCGCACCAAGGGCAGCAUGUCGCUCAUCUGCUGGUACAACAAGGGCCACUUCCGCUUCCUGACCAACGCCUACUCGCCCCUGCAGCACGGGGCGAUCAUCAAGAGGAGGAGCGGGGGGGUGCCCUGCCCCUUGGCCGUGGAGGCGUUCGCCGCUCACCUCAGCUACAUCUGCAGAUACGACGACAAGUACAGCAAGUAUUUCAUUUCUCACAAACCCAACAAGACCUGGCAGCAGGUGUUCUGGUUCGCCGUCAGCAUCGCCAUCAACAACGCCUACAUCCUGUACAAGCUGUCGGACGCCUACCACGUGCAGAGGUACAGCCGGGCGCAGUUCGGCGAGAGACUCGUGCGGGAGCUGCUGGGCCUGGAGGACGCCUCUCCCACCCCCUGACCAGGGCUGGGCUCGGGGAAGGACCAGGUGGGGGGGAGCCUGCCGUCGACCUGCCCGCCCGGAGCCUGGGGACGCGGUGCGAGGAGGGGGCACCACACCCCGUCUCCACACGCCACGUGCCACCAGGCCGCUGCCAGGCCGGUUCUCAACCGGCGUGCCAUCCUCGAUGCCCGCGGAGCCUGCAGGGGCCUCACUCAGCACCCCGGGCCGGGAGGGGUGGUGCCCCCAGAGCUGCCGGGCAGGGCGAGCCGCGGCACGUUGCUGGAAGCGCCUGCUCUGUAAAGACGUGGGGACGUGUGUGGCCUGGUUCACUCGUGCCGUGUGGACGUGACCUCAGCCAGCGGGAUGGGCUGUGCGCGGCUGAGGUCGGUCGGUGCGCGGAGAAGACGGGUUUUCCGGAUUCGCCUCGUGGAGGAGGAAACGAACUGGGCGUCCGUAAAGCGCGGGCAUGAGCGCGGCCUCCCUGCUCCUGCGUCCGCGUGGCCGGGCCCGGGGAGGGCAGGGGCACGCCCACAGGCGCGGUGAAUGAAGUGUGACGCUAUUUUUUAUUUUUAAAUAUAUCUUCAGGUUAUUUUCUUACUGUUGCUUAAGGUCGUCUGUAAAAGGAAAAUGUCUCCCUUCUUUCCCAUCCCCCUGGCCUCACCAGGUCUGGAUUCUGCGCCUGGUGCCCGUGCUCGGGCCAGAGAGGGAGCUCGCUUCCAGAACAGAUGGGGUUGCCUCCCCCAGGGGCCCGGGGGCCUGCGGGCCUCUCGCGUGUCAUUGGCGGGAUGACUGGUCUUGACAAAGACGCAGCGUCGCUGAGACAGACGGACCGUCCCCGGACGGCCACUGGCUACGUCUCGGUCCUGCGUGGGCCAGUGUUUGCCUGUCUCCGGUCGCACAUGGGAUGGGGGGUGGGUGCUGGCUCGGCUGUGAUUUCCCGAGGGGCCGGGCCUGCUCACCGCGGGCCGGACACGAAGACAGGACAAGCAGCGGGCAGCCAGGGCCCACUGUUCCCAGAACAUCAGCCAGAGCGGCCGACAGGCUGCCGUCCCCGAGUCCCUUCUGGAGCCACACACUCCCCUCCCGCCCGACGGACGAGCCCUCAUGUUCACAAACGCAGAAUUUGUUCUCCUCGGGCCCGGGACGUUCCCGUGCACACACCUGUCCGUUACGUGUGCUGGCAGCAUGCCCACCUCCGUGCCCCCCUGUGCCCCCGUGUCCUCGGCUCGCGAUGACCACCUCGUCCCCGGUGUCCACUCAGGGCCACGACCGCGGCCGGAUUCUCAAUCGUGUUUCCAGACGCCUUUGCCGCGCCCUGUACACGGGAGCGAGAGCACUUUUACCACGUGGAGAAUCUAUUUUUAAUUUGUGAUGCUUUUUCUACCAGGUCCACUGUCUCUGAGCUGAAUGUGUUCCCCAGACUUAGGGAGUCUCGAAUGCAAGCUGGGGAGUUGAGUUUUCUUUUCUGUCCAAAUAAGUAAAAGGAAAAAAUAAAAGUCUAUUUAGAUGUUGA